AUGAAACACAUGUUUAAUAGCAAUAACAUGCUAGACAACAAUGAUGAAGAUUCGUCGUGCUAUUGCAAUUUGAAAUGUAUAUGCACAGGCGAGAAACCUUACGUUUGUUCAGUGAACGGAUGCAACAAGGCAUACUCCAAUACGAGCGAUCGUUUCAAGCACACCCGAACGCACUUCAUCGAAAAACCAUACGCUUGUCGAGUGGAAAGCUGUCUGAAAAGGUAUACGGACCCCAGCUCUUUGCGAAAACAUGCAAAAAGUCAUAAUCAUCAAGUAAAGGUGAUAUUGACACAAGAUACGAAUCCAUGUUGUUCUUCGUCGGUCUUCAUAACAUCAACUUGUUCUGCGUAUUCCAUUCCCAACGUUAUUGACCAACCAUUAGAUUUAUCAAUUCGUUGGAAAAAAUAA
This is a messenger RNA of Macrosiphum euphorbiae (potato aphid), 408 nucleotides long. The record is from the annotation of a GenBank genome assembly. Lineage: Eukaryota; Metazoa; Arthropoda; Insecta; Hemiptera; Aphididae.